GUGUCCUCCCCCCGGAAAUGGCUUCACCACUCCGCCCCGCCCCGGGCAGCGUAGUGUGAGGUGCGGCAUGAGCCUUCUUGCUAGGAGCGGCGGCCUGGGGCCGCUGUGCGCGGCUACUCGCGCGGUUCUUCCCGGUCUCUGGAGAGGGAAAUACUUCAGCUCCGGGGGAGAGCCGGCAGAAAACCAGGUGACACCAAUGCUGCGGCACCUUAUAUACAAAAUCAAGGCAACUGGCCCCAUCACUGUAGCCGAGUACAUGAAGGAGGUCUUGACCAACCCUGCCAAGGGAUAUUAUGUGUACCGUGACAUGCUAGGAGAAAAAGGAGAUUUCAUUACUUCACCGGAAAUAAGUCAGAUCUUUGGGGAGCUGCUAGGUAUAUGGUUCAUUAGUGAAUGGAUGGCCACUGGAAAAAAUGCAGCUUUCCAGCUUGUGGAAUUGGGUCCAGGAAAGGGUACCCUCACAGGAGAUAUUUUGAGGGUGUUCAGUCAGCUUGGAUCUGUGCUGAAAAACUGUGACAUUUCAAUACAUCUGGUAGAGGUGAGCGAAAAAUUGAGUGAGAUUCAAGCAUUAACACUGACGGAAGAGAAGAUCCCGCUAGAGCGGAAUGCUGAGUCCCCCAUAUGUAUGAGAGGUGUUACUAAAUCUGGGAUUCCAAUCUCGUGGUACCGAGAUCUGCACGAUGUUCCAAAAGGGUACAGCUUUUAUCUGGCGCAUGAAUUUUUUGACGUUCUUCCUGUGCACAAGUUCCAGAAAACACCCCAAGGAUGGCGAGAAGUACUCAUUGAUAUCGACCCACAAGUUUCUGAUAAGCUGCGGUUUGUUUUGGCACCUGGUGUCACGCCAGCAGAAGUCUUCAUACAACGUGAUGAAAUGAGGGAUCACGUGGAAGUGUGUCCUGAGGCCGGUGUUAUCAUUCAGGAGCUUUCUCAGCGCAUCGCACUAACCGGAGGUGCAGCACUGAUCGCCGAUUAUGGUCAUGAGGGAACGAAGACAGACACCUUCAGAGGGUUUUGUGGCCACAAGCUUCAUGACGUCCUGACUGCCCCUGGAACGGCGGACCUCACAGCCGAUGUGGACUUCAGUUAUCUGCGCAGAAUGGCAGGGGGACAAGUAGCUUCUCUUGGGCCAAUAAAACAACAGAUGUUUUUAAAAAAUAUGGGCAUUGAUGUCCGGCUGAAGGUUCUUUUAGACAAAUCAGAUGAGCCAGCCAGGCAGCAGUUACUUCAUGGGUAUGAUAUGUUAAUGAAUCCUCAGAAGAUGGGAGAAAGAUUUAAUUUUUUUGCCUUGCUGCCUCAUCAGAGACUUCACGGGAGAAGCCAUCCGAUGGAUGCGUGCCAGUCGAAGCCCUCUGUGUCACCUGUAGCUGGGUUUGGUGAACUUACCUGGCGGUGAUCUCAGUGUGGUCAUUUUACCCCUAAGUCUGCCUAAGAAAGCAAAAUAAAGGGACAUGUUUCAUAUAUCACAGGUAAAAUAAGUAUUACAAUAUUUUAUGUCUUUAUCACCAAUAAAAAUGGACGGUCUUACAUACAGUACAAUUAAAUAUUGAUCUUUUACGGCUGUGUCUGGCUUUUGGCACAAUUGUGUGCUUUUGGCUUAAUGAAACAAGUUACUGAGAAACUAAGUGUGCUUUAUUAAGGCUAGUUGCUGUAUUUUUAUUUUAAAAAAUAAACAUGAACACUGACCGGUUUAGCAAAAACUGAAACCUAAUUGGCCUUUCAUAGGGAAUGGAUUAAAUAGAACUAUUCAUAUAUUAUUUUUUAAAAAUGAGGUAGAGCAGUAUGUUCUGACUCAUCUCUAAGAAUAUGGGAAGUGAAAAAAGUAUAGUGGAGAAUGUUUUAUAGUUAUGAUUCCAUUUUUGUUGGGGGAAAAACUACAUUUAAAGAAAUGCUUGUUACUAAUUUCAUAAAAAUUAAUAUAUUAGUGCAGACUGGUUGUUUUCUGUGGUGGUUCUUGUAUAUAAAAUGUAAGGAAAGGAUGCCUAGUAAUCACUAUUAAAUAUCCCAUUGUGGAAGUGGGUUUUCAGGGUGGAAAUUGUUCUCCUUUGUGGUAAAUUUUCUACCCUCUACUUCUGUGAAUUUUAUAAUUAAAAAACUUUAGGGGUG
Messenger RNA from Mustela erminea (ermine), 2103 nucleotides. RefSeq names its product NADH:ubiquinone oxidoreductase complex assembly factor 7 (gene NDUFAF7). NCBI's taxonomy places the organism in Eukaryota, Metazoa, Chordata, Mammalia, Carnivora, Mustelidae. The record is from RefSeq and is a predicted model, not a curated record. The transcript has 10 exons. Gene Ontology annotation, biological process: mitochondrial respiratory chain complex I assembly. Gene Ontology annotation, cellular component: mitochondrion. Gene Ontology annotation, molecular function: protein-arginine omega-N symmetric methyltransferase activity. Bases 68 to 1393 code for a protein of 441 amino acids.